This is a messenger RNA of Metarhizium album ARSEF 1941, 2196 nucleotides long. RefSeq lists its product as uncharacterized. The transcript is spliced from 6 exons. Gene Ontology annotation, biological process: lipid metabolic process. Gene Ontology annotation, molecular function: phosphoric diester hydrolase activity. The record is from RefSeq and is a predicted model, not a curated record. NCBI's taxonomy places the organism in Eukaryota, Fungi, Ascomycota, Sordariomycetes, Hypocreales, Clavicipitaceae. Bases 1 to 2196 code for a protein of 731 amino acids.
AUGAAGCUUCGACGACUUGUGCCCUUUACGGCCACAGUCUUGGCCGCGUGCAAUGGCCACAGCGAGCUUUGUGGCAAGAAAUACUCCGAGGUGACGUUUGUGGGGAGCCACGAUAGUGCUUUCGUCGGCAGAUCACUUGCGCACAACCAGUAUGUAUCCGUGACAAAGCAGCUGAACCUUGGUGUGCGGUUCUUGCAGGCGCAGACGCACGACAAGCUCGGUACCAUUGAGAUGUGCCAUACCUUUUGCUGGGAGUUGGACUCGGGCACGCUCAGGAAGUACCUGCAGGAGAUUGCGGACUGGAUGCACGGCAACCCGAACGAGGUUGUGACGCUGCUUCUGACUAACAAAGAUGCCAUUCCGGUUCGGCAAUUCGACGCCGUCUUCCAGAGCACAGGCCUCUCUCAAUAUGCGUUCCAUCCACAAGGUGUGCUGUCAAAGGACCGGUGGCCGACGCUGCAACAGUUGCUCGACGCAGAGACUAGGCUUGUUGUCUUUAUGGAUUACCAUUCGGAUCAAUCCAAGGUCGACUACAUCAUUGGCCAAUUCGACUACUUCUGGGAGACGCCAUACGGCAUCACGGACAAAAACUUCCCGACAUGCAGUGUCGACCGACCACGUGGCGGGGAUCCGAAGACGCUUUUGGGAAUAAUGAACCACAUGCUGAACUUCAAGAUUGGCGACAUCGUCGUCCCGGAUCAGAUUAACACCAAGAGGACCAACUCGGUGGGUUCCAUCCUCCAGCAGGUCGACUUGUGUGAGAGCCAGGGCAAGCCUCAACCCAAUGUGAUUUUGCUCGACCACAUCAAUAUAGGCGAAGCGCAGCAGGCGCAGUUGAAGUUGAACGCCUUUGCUCCUGCGACUCGCGCCCAGGAUGCAAACCCCCCCGGUCAAUCAACCUUCAUAUCCAAAGGCAACAACGUCGCCUUCGCUUUCACCGUCCCCCAUGAUGACGACAACCCCAGGGGCACAUUUUUCAGCAUCCGCGUCCCGAGGAAAUACACCUGGGGCGGCGUCGGCCUGGGCAGCGACGACAUGAAGGGUGCGCUGUUCCUCAUCAUCUACGAGAACGGAGACGGCACCAACGUCACCUUCUCACCGCGUGUGGCCCAUGGCAACUACGAGCCCGCCUUCUUCCAUGACAUGCGGUGGACAGUCAUUCCAAACAACACGGGUAUUAUUGACGACUACAUGGUUUUCUCUGCCAUGUGCACCGAGAGUUGUCGCACAUGGCCCAGUGGGGACACGUCUGGUGGCUACAUCGAUGUCUCAUCGCCGACGCAGAAAGCUAUAUACGCUGUUGGCCCUCAGGGAGUUCUCAGGGACGAUAGCCCCAGUGCCGGGUUGAAGUUCCAUCAAGAGCACGGCGUGUUUAGUAUCGACAUGGGGAGGACAAGAGGUGCCGCGGAUGCGCCUGUCCUAAACAAGGAUUCCAAGAGCGAGGGAACUGAACAGAUAUCCAGAGCUACAAACCAGAAAGACUUGAAGGCCGGAUUUCAUGCCGCGUUAAUGGUUUUCUCCAUAUUGGGUGUGAUAGGCAUUGGCGGCGUUGUGCUCCUGCCCACCUUUGGCUGGGCAAAAUGGCAUCCCUUGAAUCAGAUUGUUGCCACCGUUGGCGUGCUGGCUGGUUUGGCCAUAGGGAUACUGGCCAGUUUCCACUAUCAGAGAUCUCGAAGCUUCAGGCACCCUCACCAAAUUCUCGGCUACACCAUUAUCGCACUCAUCAUAGCACAGUUGGGGCUAGGAGUGAAACAUCACAUCAAACACCGGCGGACAAAGGCUUCGACCGUGUUUGGCAAGAUACAUGGGUGGAUGGGAAAACUGAUCCUACUCGCUGCCUUUGUCAAUGGUAUCAUUGGGUUUACCUUUGCUCUGAAUCCCACGUCAGCCAUCACCUUCGGAGCAUUGGUAAUUCUCGUUACUGCAACGCUCAUAUUCUUACGAUUGCGGGUUCUCAAGAAGAGCCAAAAAUUCCAACCUGUCAGUACUCAGCAGCAGCCCGUGUGGCGAGCGGACUCUGGCUACAACGCGGGAUACUCUUCGGGCCCUCCGCCGGGCUACGAGCAACCGCCACAGCAGGUUGGCCUGCAAGCUAUUGGGUCGCCGUCGAAUAACUCACCCUGGAGCACUGGUGAUAAGGAUCGCGAAGACGAGCCACAGCUCGGAAGCGCUCAGAGACCCCGAGAGUUUGCAUAA